This is a messenger RNA of Penicillium taxi, 1077 nucleotides long. RefSeq names its product phosphoglycerate mutase family protein. The annotation marks the transcript as partial. The record is from RefSeq and is a predicted model, not a curated record. The transcript is spliced from 3 exons. NCBI's taxonomy places the organism in Eukaryota, Fungi, Ascomycota, Eurotiomycetes, Eurotiales, Aspergillaceae. Gene Ontology annotation, cellular component: cytoplasm. Gene Ontology annotation, molecular function: phosphatase activity.
UGUGCGCGGGCGUCAACAAUCAACUAUACCACCAUCACGGGCUACUUCCUUCAAGACGAGACAUCGACUGAUCCUUCGACCUUCGACUAUACCACAGUCAAUUUUGGCCUCAUAAACCGGACUUAUCCUGCCGAUGAGAAGCUAAAGCACAACCAGAAACAGACUCUGACCCAGUGGGAGCGCUUUCACCACCAAGUGCAAACGCUGAAUGAUGAGUCACACAGCGAUGUCGAGUAUAGAGUCCUUUUCCUAGGUCGUCACGGCGAAGGAUGGCAUAAUGCUGCCGAGACAUACUACGGCACACCAGCGUGGAAUUGCUAUUGGGCCGAGCUGAACGGCAACAGCACCGCAACCUGGCACGACGCAGCCCUAACAACAAACGGCAUAAACCAAGCCCUAAUAGCACAUGAUUUCUGGCAAAAAGAGAUAAAUGAGCAACGCAUUCACACGCCAGAUAGCUACUUCGUCAGCCCAUUAACUCGCACCCUCCAAACAGCAAACUACACGUUCACCAAUCUAUCACAGCACCCGGAUGGCCAAGCCCACAGGAAUCAUGAAUCCCCAACCAAAGUCAAAUUCAAGCCACUGAUCAAAGAACUUUUCCGCGAGGGAAUAAGCAUCCACACCUGCGACCACCGUCGCAGCAAAACUUACAUCAAAGAACUAUUCCCCUCCUGGACCAUCGAAGCUGGCUUCACUGAAGACGACGAGCUGUGGAAUGGAGUUACGGCCGAGACAUCUGCAGCACGGGAUGUGCGUAGCGCAACAGCUCUUGAUGAGAUCUUCUUUGUGAAGUCAACGAAAGAAGACUCUUUCGUUUCUGUGACUUCACAUUCUGGUGAGAUUUCUUCGAUCUUGCGUGUUGUUGGGCAUCGGACUUUUAGUUUGAAAACUGGUGCUGUUAUUCCUGUGCUUGUGCGUGCUGAGAAGAUAAAUGCUGAAAAGGCUUCUUCUACUUCUGUUUCUUGGACUGCUGGUGCUCAUUGUACUGUGCCGCCUGUUACUUCUGUUUCUGGGGCUUGUGUUUGUCCGUCUAGUGCUGUGCCUGUCACUACACCGCUUGUUAGUACGUCUUAG